AUGAUCAUACUGGAACACCUAAAGCCUGAUGAUAUACGAUCUGCUCGUAAUGUGAGUAAUCGUCUUAAUAGUAUUAUGGAUGACUAUCGUCUACGAAUUAAUAUGGUAGAUCUAACUGAACAAUCGUCCACUAAUAAUGUGAAAAAUUGUAUAACAAAAGUUUUGCCAUUAAUAAAACAUCAAUUACGACGUUUGAAAUUGUCCAAUAAAGUUAAAGUCGAUUUACAAGAUUCUAUCAGUAUCUUUAACGCAAAUGUCGACUUGGGAGAAUUUUGUCGUCUAUUGUCAUUGUGUCUGAUUGAUGUUAGUAGCUGGCAAUUGAUUAACAUCACGCCACAUCUGCCACGAUUGGAAAUGCUCACAUCUAUUUCAAUAGACACGGACGAGAUGCAUCAUCCGCAAGUUGCAAUUGAUGCUAGUGCAGUAAUUCUGGCGCUUCCGGGUUUAGAUACAGCAGUUUUGAACUUUCAUUUAUCGAUGUCGCCACCACCAGUACCAGAUGCAUUGUCUAAUGUACGGAACUUGACUCUUGGGUAUUGCAAAACUUCUGAAUUAGCUGAACUGAUUCGUACUUCACCCAAGCUUAUUAAAUUGUAUAUUCGAAUGCAUCAUUGGCUCGUCGAAUUGAAUUUCCGAAACACAGACAAAAUUACUAAAAGGUGUAUAACGACUGUUUAA
Messenger RNA from Didymodactylos carnosus, 678 nucleotides. Lineage: Eukaryota; Metazoa; Rotifera; Eurotatoria; Philodinida; Philodinidae. The record is from the annotation of a GenBank genome assembly.